Mycena citricolor is the source of this 1695-nucleotide messenger RNA. The record is from the annotation of a GenBank genome assembly. NCBI's taxonomy places the organism in Eukaryota, Fungi, Basidiomycota, Agaricomycetes, Agaricales, Mycenaceae.
AUGCUGUCAAAACUGCUCGCGUCCCUUUACCUCUCUGAGUUCUUGGGAAUUCAAUCUCCUCAAGUGGACCUUCCCGAUCUCCCGAACGAGGUCUGGCUCCAGAUAUUGAACCAUCUCUCUAGCGUCGACCUCGGUCGUUCCAUCACCUGGGUAUCUCACCGUUUCCACGACCUAGCCCAACCGACCCUCCUGCGAGGCCUCACGCUUCAUCCGUACUCUAUCAGUACAGGGACAUCAGAAGCGCCGGUUUUGCUCUAUCCACUGGGAGUGGACGAAAAAUUGGCGCGACUGGAAGCGCGAUCGGCUGCAGGUCCAGCGGCGUACGUGCAGACAUGCACUGUGACGAGCAUAACCGAAAUUUCCGAACGUGAUGGAUGGGACGGUCGGGAUGGGCCCGCGGCCGAUGUGUACAACGCCCUACUGAUUCCCUUCUUCACGCGAUUUCUACCUCGAUUCGCGGCCCUGAGACAGUUGGAGCUAUGCGAGCUUGACUUAACACGCGAGGUGCUCGUUGGUUUGGCGACAGUUGCUGAGUUGGAGCUGCUUACUGUGAUCCGGUGUAGAAUGGGUCGGGAGGGUGGCGGGAUCGACGACCCGCAAGCCUUGUGGCAUACCAUCCGGGCCAGAACAGUCAAGCUACUAUCGACCACCCCGGAUGAUGCCGCCGAACUGACGCUUAUCCACUUCCUUUCGCCCGAAACGAUCGACGUCUUGACCUUCCCGAGAUAUGGAGCUGGGACAGACGCUGUUCUGCGCGCUCUGCCAAGCCCUGGCUUUGGGCAUCUUCGCAAAUUGACGUUGGAGACGUCCACCGUCCCCUUCUGCCAGAUCACCCGAACGGCGCGAUCGUUUCCUGGCCUGACCACGCUCCGGGUUAUCGUAUCCCAGGUCGGCCUCCCGGAGAAUAGCGACCACACCCUUCCUCAACUGAGACACCUGUUCCUCGAGGUUUCUGAGCCGAUCUCGGCGGCGGAUACCAUCUUUGAGAUCCAUCGAUACACCGGGAUCGAAGUCAUGGAGGUCAAGACGAGGCCUGAUUCGUGGCAAAUGGAUGCGCUGGCCAGUGACAUCGCACAACGGCCUUACUCAGAUCUGCCCGCUCUGCACAGCUUCACCGGUCCACUGCACACGGCGCAUUCAUUCGUUUCUCAGCCAAACCUGACGCAUCUGACCACGUAUUGGCCCGACGCGAAUACGGCAUUGGGCCUCAUCAAAUUGCUUCCUGUUGCCUCGAAUUUAACAUUCGUGGAACUAGGUCUCUGGACUGUGGACUUGGAAGUUCUCGUAGCUGUCUUUGAGCGAUGCCCCAUGCUGGAGACGCUCCGGAUCCAUGUUUCGACGCGUUGGGUGUAUCACGAAAGCAAGGCAUCUUGGCCUGCCACUCUGUUCCGCAGCCUCGCGGACGGCGUCAGCUCGCUCGCUCCUCCUCCGACGUUGAAGAACCUCGCCAUCUCGAUCGAAUACAUGAAUGUCCCCUUCGCGUCAUACAUCGACCCUAUGAACCGCAGGGACCUCGACAGGUUCCGCGACCAACUGAGGGAGCGAUGCAGUGGGCUGCAGGUCCUGUUCUGUGACGGAUACGAGUCGCUCUACCAAUGGACCGCCCAACCGGACAGAGUGCAGUGGUUUGAUCGUGCACAUCCGGGGAAUGAGAGUGCUGGUGGGUACCAGUUUGUGUGUUUUGAAGCUAGCUAA